UCAUAUAACUAGAGUCUCUGACUUAUACCUACAGUUACAUCAUACAAAUCCCAUCAUAUCUGUAUAGCUACAUAUAUAUACAUACUCACAUAUAUACAACCAUGAGUUCAGAUACAGAAUAUGUCACAUUGGUUUCGGCCGAUAACCAUAAGUUCAUAGUAAUGAAAGAAGUAGCUCAAAUCUCAUCAGUGAUCAAAAGUAGUCAAGGAUUUCAAGAAGGUGAAACGGGAAAAAUAUCAUUGGAUAUGGAUGGAGAUAUAUUGGAAUGUAUAGUAGAAUACCUAUAUUAUCAUUAUAAAUAUAAAGAUCAAGCUGAAACAGGAAAUAUUCCUGAAUUUAAUAUACCGACUCACUUAGCCUUAGAAUUACUUGUAAAGGCAGACUUUUUAGAUAUCUAACGAAUAACCAAUCUCCAAUAUAUACCCAUUAUCUUAAAAUGCUACAUGAAUGUACUAUAUACGUUAAGUUUAAAUUUAACCUUUCUUUUAACACUAAACAUGUUAACUCAUUAAUAUAAUAUACAUCACCCUUUAGUUAACUAUGGGAACCCGGAAACUGCUUGAUCCUGCACCUACCCCCCCAUUUUGUAAGACCAGUAACGAUAACCAAUCUCUCCCCUUUAAUAAGUGCCA
Messenger RNA from Scheffersomyces amazonensis, 632 nucleotides. RefSeq names its product elongin C (gene ELC1). The transcript has a single exon. The record is from RefSeq and is a predicted model, not a curated record. The coding region runs from base 102 to 398 and encodes 98 amino acids. Gene Ontology annotation, cellular component: elongin complex. Lineage: Eukaryota; Fungi; Ascomycota; Pichiomycetes; Serinales; Debaryomycetaceae. Gene Ontology annotation, molecular function: protein-macromolecule adaptor activity. Gene Ontology annotation, biological process: ubiquitin-dependent protein catabolic process.